UCGACUUGGGACAGGUCCCUGCGCGCUUUUGAGAAGGUUACAGAAAAGUGGGGUUCAGUUGCCUUCGUGGGGCGAGUCACUGCCGCCGAAUAAUUCAAAGCUGCCUCCUGACUUUUCCGGAGUCUUGAAAGCCACAGAGGGCGAGAGAGAAGGAACUGAGCUUCCUAGGCCGGGUCUGCAGUUGGAGCGGACACGUCGGGCCGGAGCUACAGUUCCCGGGGAGUCCUGGCCGCCCCCUCGGCAGCUCCGGCGCCCAUUACUCCAGCUCCCCCGAGCCUGGCGCUGCGACGGCCCCAGGCAGUUGUGGGGCGCGGGCGAGGGGGCCAAAGGUGCGCCCCCCAGGUUUCCGGGAACUUGGCCGCGGCCGCUGAGUCCCAGCGCCCUCAGGAUCUCGGUCACCCGGCAGCCCCGCCGCGUACGGCCGCUGAGCGGCCGCCACCAUGACGCCCCCAGCGCGGGGCGUGCGCACCUGGGCCGGGCUGGGCGUCCUCACCUCAAUGGCCUACUGCUUCCACCGGCGGCGGGCGGCCCUGUCCGAGCCGCUGGAGGCGGACGAGCAUCCUCCGGUCGACCGGAGCCUGCUGGAGUUGAAAAUGGUGCAGGUGGUCUUCCGACACGGAGCGCGGAGCCCCCUCAGGCAGCUCCCGCAGAAGGAGCAGGUAGACUGGAGUUCCCAGCUGUUAGAGGUCCCACCUCAUACUCAGUUUGACUAUACAGUUGUCAGUCUAUCUGGUGACCCAAAACCACAUUCAUCUGAUGCUCUGUUGCAGAAGACCACACUGAAGGGGGGCAUGUUUGCUGGGCAGCUGACCAAGGUGGGCAUGCAGCAGAUGUUUGUCCUGGGAGAGAGGCUGAGGAGAAACUAUGUGGUGGACACACCCCUCCUUUCACCAACCUACAACCCACAGGAAGUCUUUGUCCGUUCCACUAACAUGUACCGGAACCUAGAGUCAACACGGUGUUUGCUGGCUGGGCUUUUCCAACGUCAGAAAGAAGGACCCAUUGUUAUCUACACUGAUGAAGCAAGCUCUGAGGUCUUGUUCCCCAACUACAAAAACUGCUGGAACCUGAGGGAAAAAACCAGAGGCCGGAGGCAAGCUGCCUCUCUGCAGCCAGGCAUCUCAGAGGACUUGAAGAAAGUGAAGGAAGGAGUGGGUAUCGCCAGCGAUGGAAUAGACUUCUUCAACCUCUUAGAUAAUGUGGCUGCUGAGCAGGUACACAGCCUCCUGAGCUGCUCCACACUGAAGCGAUUUGCACGGAUGAUUGAACAGAGAGCUGUGGACACAGCUUUGUACAUCAUGCAAAAGGAAGACAGGGAAGCUCUGCAGAUGGCAGUGGGCCCGCUCCUUCACAUCCUGGAGAGCAACUUGCUGAAGGCCAGCGACCCUACCACCCCUCCUGGCAAGACCAGGAAGAUGUACCUCUAUGCAACUCAUGAUGUGACCCUCAUACCUCUCCUAAUGAGCCUGGGGAUUUUUGACAACAAAUGGCCCCCAUUUGCUGUUGACCUGACUAUGGAACUCUACCAGCACCAGAAAUCUAAGGAGUGGUUUGUGCAGCUCUAUUACCAUGGCGAGGAGCAGGUGCCAAGAGGUUGCCCUGAGCUGCUCUGUCCACUGGACAAGUUCUUGAACGCCAUGUCAGUUUAUACUGUAAGCCCAGAAAAGUACCACACACUCUGCUCCCAAGCACAAACAAUGGAACUUGGAAAUGGAGAAUGACUGCUUUAUACAAACCAUGUGUUGAUUUUUUUUCAAUAAAAUUCUGUUGCAUAGUG
This is a messenger RNA of Erinaceus europaeus (western European hedgehog), 1777 nucleotides long. It is a transcript of the gene ACP6, whose product is annotated as acid phosphatase 6, lysophosphatidic. The record is from RefSeq and is a predicted model, not a curated record. Bases 441 to 1721 code for a protein of 426 amino acids. Gene Ontology annotation, molecular function: phosphatase activity. Gene Ontology annotation, biological process: dephosphorylation. The transcript is spliced from 10 exons. Lineage: Eukaryota; Metazoa; Chordata; Mammalia; Eulipotyphla; Erinaceidae.